AUGGUGAUGAUGACAACAACAAGUUCUCUUUUGGGUAACUCUACCAUCAGAGUAUACGAUAACGAUCCUUUCGAAGAGAAAGCUAAUCUCCAUACGAUUGUGAUCGGGCAGUCAGGAAUUGGUAAAUCCCUUACUGCACGCCAUGGCUGUCCUUUACCAUUAACGGAGCCUCAUGAAACGAAGGUUAUUAACAAAAUAAUGUGCACUGACGAACCAACAGAAAAUGGUUUGUUUAAUUUCUUUGUAAGCAAUGAUGAUGCUGUUCCCAUGCUCUGUAUCGACAAAGCGACCGAAUUUCUUCGACGGACGGUUUCACAGAAGGGACGAAAAGGGCAACUUGAAAUGAGCCGAAUGU
This is a messenger RNA of Paramuricea clavata, 355 nucleotides long. NCBI's taxonomy places the organism in Eukaryota, Metazoa, Cnidaria, Anthozoa, Malacalcyonacea, Plexauridae. The record is from the annotation of a GenBank genome assembly.